Molecule: messenger RNA, 3641 nt
Organism: Patiria miniata (bat star)
Lineage: Eukaryota; Metazoa; Echinodermata; Asteroidea; Valvatida; Asterinidae
Exons: 7
Coding region: 294-3641 (1115 amino acids)
Biological process (GO): protein deubiquitination
Molecular function (GO): cysteine-type deubiquitinase activity
Source: RefSeq, a predicted model, not a curated record
UGUACAUUUAGUGCAAGCAUGGAUGGCAUCUUCAGAAGUCUCUUCCCCAUGGAUCGAAAGGAACUAAAUCCUGAUUGUGAAACCUAAGAAGAUACUUUUGAAGAAGGCACAGGAAGAACAUGACAGAAAGAUGCGACAGGAUAGACAGGAAAGAAUUUAACCAUGUAUGAGCAAACAUUGAUGGAUGGCUUGGGAGAAGACAUGAUGAAACAGUCUGCUGAGGAGAAUUCUGACAAACAAGAGAGUACUGAAGAGAUUAUAAUGGUUUGCAAGCAAGUGAAGGAAGCAGUUUGAUGAAAAGUGCAGCAACAUGGAAAGAUGUUUACAUGUAUUGUACAGAUUUGGGUCAUUCUAUGAAUGUAACUAAUGAUGAACAAUUUGAAAUCACUGGUGCGAGUGUGUUGAAACAUCAAGGUGCUGGUAUGUGUUCACAUGAAGAGACAGAAUGUGAUACAGACAGGUUGACAUGUGGCAUUGAUAAUGAGACUAGUAAUCAGUUUAACAUACCUAAUGUGACAGCAGACAUUUGCAAUCAUGCAGACAAAGAGGAAAAGCAGAUAAAUGAUGCUGAAGAUGACAGUGAUUAUGACAAGAGUUGGUCAAGUAUCAAAGGACUUGUCAGAGAGAGCUACAAAAGUAAGGAUAUAGAUGAUGACAUUGAAAUGAAUGUCAUAUCUGAACCAAGUGAGUUUCAUUUUGUACCGUUGUCACAUGAUCAGAAGAAAUUACUGUGUAAUAAACUUGGAAUCACCAUAGUUAAUCUACAGUCGAAUAUAGUAACUGAAGUAAGUGAUAAGAUUGGAAGACCAGAUUGUAUCAGGAAUAUUAAAGGUGACGGGAAUUGCUUCUUCCGGGCGAUAUCUUUUGCAAUAUCAGGGACUGAAGCUAAUCACAUGCGUUUGAGAAUGGCAACUGUAAAUCAUUUAUUGAAACAUGCUAGUCAGUACAAGGGUUUGUUACGUGAAGGAUUCACUGAUGUAGAGGAAUAUGUGCGUAGGGCAAGGAUGUUCUGUUCAGGUAAAUGGGCAACUGAAGUUGAGAUCAUGGCUGCAGGACACAUGCUUGAGACUGAUAUUUAUACAUUUGGUGACAGAUGGUAUUUAUUCUCUGGCAAAAGUGCUGAAGUUGGAGUUGAGACAUCAGAUGCUGGAAUCUAUCUCAAUCAUACUUGUCAAAUACAUUAUGAUGUUGUAUUGUCAGUGCAUGAACCAGAGCAGAUAAACACUGCAGAAGAAGUUGAAGUUAAAAGUGAAAUUGAAGCAGAGGUUGGUGUACCAAAUGAGUUCAUGGACAAUCUUAGUGUACUGGUACAUGAAAUGCAAGUACCUAUUGCUAAUAACGUGGUGUGUGAUGAUCAUAAUAUUGAGAAUGAAAUUAAUGAAACCAAAGCAGAAAAGAUCGAACCGGUAAAUGUAUCAAAGGGAAAGAAGUGCAAAGCAAGUAAAAAUCUGCAAUUAAAAAGAAAAUUGGAUAGGGAAAGAAAGAGAGCCAAAAAUGAAGAGCAUUUUAGCAAAAAUUAUAUGGGAGAAAUUGAAAGGACGAAAGAUAGAUUGCAUAAUAACAUCAAAUAUGAUAUUGAUGAAGAAUAUCAAAACAAGCACAUUGAAUCUGUAAAAAUUGGAUAUGGAAAUAAUGUAGAUUGCAUUAAGUGUAACCAAAGGGAUAAAUAUGAUGUUGAUGUUAAACAUGUAUUAAGGAAGACAAGUAAGACAAGAAGACGUAAUCAAAAGAAUGUACAUUAUAAACAAAAGUAUCGUGAGUGUCCUGAUUUCAGGAAUGAAAUUUUGAAAGCAAAAAAAUUGACUUAUCAUGAAAAUGUACAAUAUAGAGAGAAAAAAAAAGAAGCAAUAAAAGUAAAGUAUCACCAUGAUUCAAUUCACAGGGAAAAAAUGAUUGGUACUAGUAAAGUGAAAUAUAGUCGGGAUACAGUUUACAGGAAGAAAUUGAUUGAUACUGGUAAAAUGAAGUAUAGGCAAGAUGCAGUUCACAGGAAGAAAUUGAUUGAUACUGGUAAAAGGAAGUAUAGGCAAGAUGCAGUUCACAGGAAGAAAUUGAUUGAUACUGGUAAAAGGAAGUAUAGGCAAGAUGCAGUUCACAGGAAGAAAUUGAUUGAUACUGGCAAAAUGAAAUAUGGGCAAGAUGCAAUUUACAGGAAGAAAUUGAUUGAUACUAGUAAGAUGAUAUAUAGGCAAGAUCCAAUGCACAGGAAGAAAUUGAUGGAUACGUGUAAAAUGAAAUAUCAUGAAGAUCCUAAGCGUAAAAAGAAAAUUCUGGAAACGAACAAGCAAAGAAUAUUAAAUCACAAGGAGAGAAGAAAAAGUAUACAUAAUGUAAUUUAUGAUUUCAAGAUUAAGAUGGAAAAAGGGCCUGAUUGUGUUUGUGCUGUGUGUCAUAAAUUAUUGUUUCACAACCAAGUAAUGAAAUGUUACAAGGAUGCAUACAAGUAUUCUCAAAAUAUAUCGGAAAAUUAUGUACAUACAUGUGAUAAGAAUUGCAAAUUGGAUUGUUCUAUUGCUAGAUCAAACAGAUCAUGCUUGUGGAUAUGUCAUACUUGUCAUAAAAAGUUGAUUACAAAUACAGUCCCAGCAGAAGCAGAUGUCAAUAAUUUGACAUUAGUGGACAUUCCAGAAGAACUGGCAAGACUUAAUAGCUUAGAGCAACAUCUGAUAGCCAGAAAUAUUGCAUUUAUGAAAAUCAUCAAUCUACCAAAAGGUGGUCAGAAGGGAUGUUUUGGACCAUGUGUAUGUGUUCCAUCAAAUACCACAGAAACAGUCCAGUCAUUGCCAAGAACUGCAAAUGAGAAUGAUAUGAUACGAAUCAAAUUGAAGCGUAAACUGUCAUAUAAAGGUCAUGUGGAAUAUCAGUUUGUCAACAAGCAGUAUGUUGAAGAAGCUUUGCAUUAUCUCAAAGACAGUAAUAAAUGGUAUGAUGAUAUUGAAAUUGAAUACGAUUGGAUUAACCCUGUACCUGAACAAUCAGUUGAAGAACCUGGAAAUGAUGAAACAAUGAAUGAGGAUGAUCAAACUGGUGACAUAGAGGAAGAGGAUGAUGAUGACCGAUUGUGUGGAAUAAAGCUUGAUACAUGUCUUCAACCUGCUAAUAUUGGACAAGAAAUUCUAGAUCAGUACUUUGAUGAUAUAUUUUGUGUUGCACCAUAUACCAAUCGUCAGAAAUUUGAAGCUGCUAUAGAAUCUAUGGAUGAUGUGGAGCAGUACUUGGAAAGAUUUGGUCCACAGGAUGAUGCAUGGGCAUUGAUCUGUCCAGAAACUGAAUCAGAAAGACUUGAAUGUCAAGAUGAGAAACAAGAAGUGAUCCAUGAAAGUGAGGAUGAAUGUGCAAUUCCUGAUUUGAAGUCUUAUAAGAAGGAUGACACACAACAUAUUAUUGAAUAUCAUGCUGCUAAGAUACCCAGACAAGAAGCUCAAAGCUUAAUGAGAUCAUUGAAUGUUCAGCAGAGUGAAGUAUUUUACAAGCCAGCCCUGUUCAGCCGAGAUGUCUGCAUGGCCUCUGUCAUUCAGCUGUGUCAUCUCGGGCUUGUCAGCGCUACCUGCCCUCUCCGCUGGCCUGCUCAGCUGAGAUGUCAGUAUAACCUCUCCCAGUUGGCUGUGUUACCGAGGGCUUGUCACCACUUCUAUUUCUAG